This is a messenger RNA of Cutaneotrichosporon cavernicola, 2610 nucleotides long. RefSeq lists its product as uncharacterized. Bases 1 to 2610 code for a protein of 869 amino acids. Gene Ontology annotation, biological process: carbohydrate metabolic process. The record is from RefSeq and is a predicted model, not a curated record. Lineage: Eukaryota; Fungi; Basidiomycota; Tremellomycetes; Trichosporonales; Trichosporonaceae. The transcript has 3 exons.
AUGUCUAUCAGCAUCAGCAAGGUCUCCUUUGAGCACUACGAGCCCGGCGCUGCGCUCAGCACGGACGCUCCGCGAAUCUCGUGGCGAUUCGACGGAGACGCAAAAGACUGGGUGCAGUCUAGUUACGAGGUAGCCGUUACGCGUAAUGGCAAGACGAACACUUUCAAAGUCGAGUCAAGCGACAGCGUACUUGUCCCAUGGCCCGACACUCGUCUCGCCAGCCGAGAGCGUGCCACCGUCUCAGUCACCGCUCACGGCAAGGACGGGUCGUCGGCCACGGCGACUGCCGAGGCCGAGGCGGCGUUGCUCAACCAGGAUGACUGGUCCGCGCAAGCUGUCUCGCGGCCAGCAUUCCCAGAUGGCGUGGCGAAGCGCCCUUUCCUUCUCCGCCGUCGUUUCGACCUCAAGGCGGUACCCAAGACUGCGCGCCUCUACAUCACUGCGAUGGGCGUGUACGAAGCGACUCUCAAUGGCAAGCGGAUUGGCGAUCACGUCCUCGCACCGGGUUGGCAGGCGUACAAAUACCGUCUAGCGUACCAGGUGUUUGAUGUCGCGCCGUUUCUCAAGGAGGGCGAGAACGAGCUCUCAGCUUGGGUCGGCGAGGGUUGGUGGUCGGGCCGACUUGGCUUCCACGGAGGUACCCGGGAUAUCUGGGGUUCCCGGCCCUCUCUCAUUGCCCAGCUCGAAGGCGAUGGCCAUGUCCUCGCCCAGACGGAAGAGGGGUGGGAGUGGGCGGAGGGACACAUCCUCGGUUCCGAGCUGUACGACGGUGAGGCGAUCGACACCAACGUCUCGGUCGGGGAGUGGAAGGCUGCCGAGGUGCUCGCGCGUCCUCAGAACCUCGUCGCGCCGCAGGCGCCUCCUGUGCGUCGCACUGGGUUCGUUCCGGCAAGAGAGAUCAUCACGACUCCGAGCGGUAAGACAGUCAUCGACUUUGGCCAGAACCUCGUGGGCUGGGUACGAUGGAACAAGCAGGUGGACGGGACCGGGACCGUCACCAUCCGACACGCCGAGGUUCUGGAGCACGGCGAGCUCGGCACCCGACCACUGCGCGUAGUAAAAGCUACGGAUACUGUCGUGCUUGGCGGCCAGACUGAGGGAUACGAGCCCACGUUCACGUUCCACGGCUUCCGCUACGCCGAGAUCUCGGGGUUCCCGCGCGAGGUCGAGACGAGCGACUUUACGGCAGUCGUCGUGCACUCGGACUUUGAGCGCACUGCGCACUUUGAGAGCUCGCACAAGGAGCUGAACCAGCUGUACUCGAACGUUGUGUGGGGAUUGCGCGGCAACUUUGUGUCUGUGCCUACCGACUGCCCGCAACGUGAUGAGCGAUUGGGCUGGACCGCCGACUUGAUGGCGUUUGCGCCGACUGCGUCGAUGAUCUACGACGUGACUGGUCUCGUGGGCGAGUGGCUGGGCGACGUCGCCUCGGAGCAGCUCGACUACGGUAAGGGCCGACCGCCAUUCAUCGUUCCAAACAUCCCUCUGCCGGGACAAACACAGAUCCAACCUCCGCCUCCGGUUGCAGUGUGGAGUGACGUGGCCACUAUUACACCUCUUGACCUGUACACCACCACUGGUGAUGUCGGGCUUCUCCGCGAACAGUGGGCCAGCAUGAAGGCGUGGCUUGAUGAGGGCAUCCCGCGCACAGAGUCGGGGCUGUGGAAACGCGUCUUCCAGUUCGGAGACUGGCUCGAUCCUCGCGCGCCUCCAGACGACGCUGCGAAUGGUAUGACGGAUCCGACCCUUGUGGCCGACGCGUAUCUGAUCCACUCAGUGCGAAUUGCUGCCAAGGUCGCUGGUAUCCUUGGACACGAGGAGGAUAAGAAACGGUAUCAAGCCCAAGCUGAGCAACUCCUCGACGCGUUCCACGCAGAGUACGUGAGCCCUAAUGGAAGAAUCGCGUCGGAUUCGCAGUGCGCGUACGUCAUUGCGCUUCAGUUCCAGCUUGCCAAGAGUGAGGAGGAGGCCGAGUCCUGGGCGGCAACCCUCGAACGCCUUGUCCGACAAGGUAUCUUCAAGGUCGGUACUGGGUUUGCGAGCACGCCUUUUGUGCUUCUCGCCCUGGCUGCGCAUGAGCGCCUGCAAGUGGCUUAUCGUAUGCUCCAAGAGGGCGAGUGUCCCAGCUGGCUGUAUCAGGUCAAGAUGGGAGCUACGACCAUGUGGGAGCGUUGGGACAGUAUGCUGCCGAAUGGCGACAUCAACCCCGGCGAGAUGACGAGCUUCAACCACUACGCGUUCGGCAGCGUGGGUGCGUUCCUGCACGAGGUCAUUGGCGGAAUCCGCGCCCUGGAGCCUGGAUGGAAGCGAAUCGCUAUCCAGCCCCGCCCAGGAGGCACGCUUACAGACGCGGCAACAUCGUUCACAACGCCAUACGGCUCAGUCACCUGUCGCUGGGCGCUGAAUGCGGACCGCACAAUCAUCAAGGCGACAGUCACCGUGCCGCCCAACACUACUGCCGAGGUCACGAUCGGCGACCAGGUCCAGGAGCUCGGCAGCGGUACUCAUGUGCUCGAGGGCGCGUGGAAGGACGAGGGCGAGUGGCCUCCAGCGCCAAUCACGUACUUCCACUUCCCCGGGGACGAGAAGAAGUCGACCUAUGUGGCGUAA